AUGAGAUCCUCAAUUCUCAUCUCCCCCACCCUGUCAAUCGGGAAAAUCCUCACCCCCGCCUCCCCCCUCCUCCCCCACCCCGGCAGGUCCGACGAGCUCAGCAAGACCGCGCCCGCGGGCCGCAUCGGCGGCGUCGCAGACGGCCCGAGCGCGUCGUCGCCCAUGCCGGUCGCGUCCCCCGGCGGCUUCAUGGGCGCGACCGCCCCGGCCGGGUCCGUGCACGACGCCAAGCUCCCCGCGUACUACGAGUACCUCGCGCCGUCGAGGUGGAAAGACGGCCGGCUGACCAAGGCGCAGGCGAAGGCGACCGCGGACAGGCUCUUCAACGACUCGCUCGAGCGCAACGCGCGGAAGCACGAGCGCGCCAACCGCCCGCUCCCGCGCUCGCGCUUCUGCGGCAAGUCGUCCGCGAAGGAGGAACGCGACGCGCGAUUCGACUUCCUCGCCGAAGAUGCAAACGCGUGGGUCGCCAAGAAGGGCGAAGGGUGCGAACCGCCGCCGCUGCCGACGACGGGCAAGGUGAUGUUCUGCGUCGAUCCGGUGUCGGGGAUACUGGUGCCGGACGGUUUGGAACCCGCGCCCGCGUUCGGGCCGAAGAAGUACACCGCGGUGUGCAUCAAGCAGUACGCGUCUCCGAGGGCGCAGAGGCUGGCGAAGAAGAUUGAGCGCUUCGACGAGUACAUGCCGGACCUGACGGACGAGGAGCGCAAGAUCCUGGGCCUUCCCGAGUACGGCGUCGAGCCGGAGCCGCCGGACGAUGCCGCGAUCGCCGAGAUGGCCGCCGCCGAGGAGAAGCGAGAGGCGGACAAGGCGAACAAGAAGAAGGCUCUGCUCGCGAAGCAGCGUAAAUUCUUUCGCGAGAAAAACGCCGAGUUCAAGGCAAGCCGCGAAAAGAGCAUGGCGACGUUGGACGAGGCGAUGCGCGCCAAGCUCGCCGCGCUCGUCGAGGACGCCAAGGCGCUGGAGCGAGCGCGACAGACGAAGCGGGAGAUCUCCGUCGCGAAGUUCAAGGAGGAACAGGCGCAAUUGACGCGGAAGAUGAAGGCGGCGAAGAUCGAAACCGAAAGGCGCAUCGAGGAGGCUCGGAAGCGAAGAGAGGAUGAGAUGAAGAAGGGCGACGCCGUGCGCGCGGAGCUCGAGGCCGAGCGCAUCGCCGAGAAGAAGGCGGACCUCAAGAAGAUGCGGGAGAAGGCGGCGGCGAGGAAGGCGGAGUUUGAGGCGAUGAUGAACGCGGCGGACGGCGCGGGGUCGGCGCUGGCGCAGGAGAUUAACCAUUUCCGAAAGCUCGCGGCGCAGCGAACCAAGGAAGCCGACGCCAAGAACGCCGCCGAACGCAAGAAGAAACGUCUGGAGAUUGUCGCGAUGAACAAGAAGUACGAGGCAAAGAUGGCGGAGACGUUCAAGCGGCAGGACGAGGAGAUGAAGAAGCGUUUGGCCGAGUAUAAAGCGCACGCCGAGAAGGACGCCAAAGCUCAGGCUGCGCACGCGGAACAAACGAUGGCGGCGCUGAAGAAGGCUCUGAGCGGCGAGCACCUCAAGGCGCCUCGCAGGCGGCGGGGCGAGACCGAGGCCGCGGAAGACGGGGAAGAAGGGGACGCGAGGGAACCGGACGGGGAGGGGGAGACCGUUCCGUGA
Molecule: messenger RNA, 1635 nt
Organism: Micromonas commoda
Lineage: Eukaryota; Viridiplantae; Chlorophyta; Mamiellophyceae; Mamiellales; Mamiellaceae
Exons: 1
Coding region: 1-1635 (544 amino acids)
Source: RefSeq, a predicted model, not a curated record